AUGCAAAAUCGUAUUUUCGUUGUUCUGCUAUUCUCCUCGAUAGUUCUCGUCGAGAGUAUUUUGUUCAGUUCGAAACCAAAAUGUCCGAUAAAGAAAUAUAAAUCCAACACAUACAUUACCGGUGAUCAAUUAUUACUCGAUGAGAAUUUUCACGAUCGUGUUAAACCAUUAGAAAACGUCGCUAAGACUUGCAAAGUACGUUUAACUAUUCGUGGAUCGUAUUAUCAACUACAACAAGCAGAUCAACAAGUGCUAGUGACUGAUGCGGAUCUGGUUAUUGGCCAUGGUUUUCGUUUUGAACUUCGAGAUGAAAACAAUGGAGUUCUAUGCAAUAAAAUAUGUCUCUCGAAAAAUCCAACCGAUAUUCCAGAAGUGAGAUGCUUUUUGGAAAGUGCGAUCAACCAUGGUUUAACAUGGUCAAAAUAUAAUUCCGAUGUUAUUAGCGAUGGAACGUAUGCUGCAAACACAGGUGGAUAUCAAGCAUUGAAAACUGACAUACAAACAAGGUGUCAAAAGGAAAAAUUCAAACGACAACUGUUACGUAUUCUUCGAACAAUGUACGAUGAAGAAGACAAAUGA
Molecule: messenger RNA, 579 nt
Organism: Adineta ricciae
Lineage: Eukaryota; Metazoa; Rotifera; Eurotatoria; Adinetida; Adinetidae
Source: the annotation of a GenBank genome assembly